Messenger RNA from Acanthopagrus latus (yellowfin seabream), 5601 nucleotides. RefSeq names its product frizzled class receptor 10 (gene fzd10). The coding region runs from base 2162 to 3913 and encodes 583 amino acids. Gene Ontology annotation, biological process: canonical Wnt signaling pathway; non-canonical Wnt signaling pathway. The transcript has a single exon. Gene Ontology annotation, cellular component: plasma membrane. Lineage: Eukaryota; Metazoa; Chordata; Actinopteri; Spariformes; Sparidae. Gene Ontology annotation, molecular function: Wnt receptor activity; Wnt-protein binding. The record is from RefSeq and is a predicted model, not a curated record.
UUAUAAAUGAAUCUUGCUUCUAUCAACGUCUGAGUUUCAUACAGACUGACGAACACUUUCUUUGUCAACCGAAUAAAACUGUUACUUUUCAUUUUUCAUUUCAGUUGUCUUCCUGUUGUUUAUGCGAGUGAAUACUGAAUGCUAACUUGCCUACUAAUAAAUGAAUAAAGCCCAUUCAGUUGAACUAAAGUGACAAACCCAUCAGAAUCUUAUACUCACAAUCAAAAGUUCUGUCUCAUUUACAUGUGUGUGUAUAUAUAUUAUCAUUACAUAAAACAUUAUAUGGUACUAUUUAAAGGGAAAAUUCAACGCAUCUCCAUAUUACACUAUACAUCAGCAUUCACUAUGCAGGCAUGAUUUUGAGAGGUUUGGUCUGUGAUCAUCAUAUUUUAGCUUUAAUAUACAAGAAAGCACUAUGGAGGAUUGCAGUCAGUCUACAGGAGGUUGUCAAUGACAAUGGUGAAAAGUUAAAAAAAAGUACAUUUUUUCUCAAGUACUCUACAAAAGGACAAAUCACUUUUGUAAUUGCUACUUUUGUACUGCUAAUUUUUUCUUAAACUCAAAAACAUUUCAGGAUUAUAUUAUAUUUACAUCACUAUAUUUGUUUGACUGCUGUUACAAGUUACUUUGCAUGUUCAGAUUUAACACACAAAAACAAAUAACAUAUGAUGCCUUUGUAUUGAGUAAACUAUUAAAACAGCAUAUGAUGCAGUUAAAAUCAGCUCAACCGAAUACUGCUUAGAUGUUAAUAAAAUAAUCAGAAUAAUACCUUUAUGUUUUGUAUGCCUGUUUUUACUUAAAGUGCUUUAGUUCAACAGUGAAAUGUCGUGACUUUUACUUUUUUCUGCUUUUUCAGUCCUGUCUAUCUGUGCAGAAGGGACAAAACUGAACCAACUUUCAAAUGAAUUCUCAUUAUUUUUGUGGUGUCUCCUUAGUUUGAGUAAUAACAUAUAUUAUAUGAAGUCUAUAAGACAAAAUGGAAGGUUGCACUGGUCCAAAACGAAAAGAAAAUAAGAAAAAUUGCACAAAAAGCAUGGACUGCAGUAAUGCAAACUUUUUCCUUCUUCGUCUGCCAUUUCAAGCAGGGAAAAAAAUGAAUACUAAACAUUUGGGAAAGUAACACAAUGUGGUCAAUGCUAAACACGUCUCACAUGUGCAGUGAAAUCAUGGAUUGUAUUCACAAGCUGUGGUGUUGGUGCGUCUGGACCGGUACCGCCUGGGAGCCAGAUUGCGCAACAUUCCGGUUAUCUCAUAAAACGUGUCUCCGUCCUGCUGUAGUCUAAGUUUGUGGCUCAGCACAAACAAACGGAGAGAAGGAAGUUCACUGGGAGCCUUUGAAAGUGCUGUAAUGAACAAGCUGUUCCGCACGAUUUGAAAAUAAUCCGCGUGUCAGUGUCAUCUUUCUUAUGCAAAGUAGCUGUCUUUGAAGGCGGAUCUUUUGGCAGGUUAGACCGGGACGGAGGCUCCGACCAGCUCAGACGAGCGCUGCCACCAAACGCAUCGACUGCCUGCAGACGGGAGGAGCAUAAUCCUGCAUUUCUGGGACACAUUUGUCGCCACCACCGGGGAUAUUUACUGAACUUUACAUUUCGCUGACUGACUAACUAUUUGCGAGCAGCCGUCCCCGCCGCGUAAAGGACCGGAGGACGUUUAUUUUUGUUUCUGUUCCCCCCCCCAACUUGUCGCGCAAGGACUGAAAUCGCGCUGCUUCGCACAGACAGAUGCGCUUGAGUCGCAUGAAAGUCGCAUGAAGCGUGAGUCUUUUGGAAACAUGACGGGAACACGUCGGGACGCAUGAUCCCUCAGUUUCGCUCUCAUCGGACCGACAUGCGACGCGCAAGAGGCUGAACAAGUAGCUCCAACACUUCAGAGACAAGCUGAGCGCAUGAAAGCAUGGACCUGAACGCACGCUGCUCCCAGCGAGGAAGCAUUCUCGGACCGUUGCGGGAUUUAUGUUUUUAAUCAACUCUCCAAACCUAAAAUGAGGAACCGGUGGUCUUGCAGCAGAUAGUUCUGUAAGUUUUUCAAUUUAUCUGACAGAGGAAGAGCAGCCAGGUUUGACUUUUUCUUUUUAAUGAAAGAAACCUGAGUGUUGUUGGCGGUGGUGAACAUUUGGCCUGUUUUUUGUUUGUUUUUUUUUUCUUUAAAUCAAGAGGACACAAUGAUUUCAUCUAUUGAACUGAGCCUCCUCUCUGUGCUGCUGGUUCUCUGGAGCCGUGGGGGAUCGGCCAUCAGCUCAAUAGACCCAGACUGGUCAGGAGAGGGGAGAUGUCAACAGAUCAACAUCCCCCAGUGUAAGGACAUUGGCUACAACAUGACUCGCAUGCCAAAUCUCAUGGGCCACGACGACCAAAAAGAGGCAGCGAUCAAGCUGCAGGAGUUUGCCACGCUGAUACAGUUUGGAUGCCACAGUCACCUCAAAUUUUUCCUGUGCUCGCUGUAUGCUCCCAUGUGCACGGAGCAGGUUUCCAACCCGAUCCCGGCCUGCCGAGUGAUGUGUGAGCAGGUCAAGCUGAAAUGUUCGCCCAUCCUGGAGCAGUUCAGCUUCCCCUGGCCUGACUCUCUGGACUGCUCCCGGCUGCCAACCAAAAACGACCCGAACAACCUCUGCAUGGAGGCGCCGAACAACGGCUCCGACGAGCCUCCCAAAGUCUCCCACACCCAGCCUCCUGACUUCAGGCCACAGCGGCCUCUGAGCGGCCACGACCUGCACCUGAAGGACAGUGGCAGCAAGCAGACCUGCAGCAAUCCUGGCAAGUUCCACUUUGUGGAGAAAAGUGAGUCGUGUGCCCCUAAAUGCUACUCCAAGGUGGACGUGUACUGGAGUCAGGGAGACAAGCAGUUCUCCCUGGUGUGGAUAGCCAUCUGGUCCAUCCUCUGCUUUGUCUCCAGCGCCUUCACUGUGCUCACUUUCCUCAUUGACCCGCAGAGAUUCAAAUAUCCCGAGAGGCCGAUCAUCUUCCUCUCCAUGUCCUACUGUGUUUACUCUGUGGGCUACCUCAUCCGACUCUUUGUGGGGGCUGACCGAAUAGCCUGUGACAGAGACAAUGGGGUCCAGUAUAUUAUCCAGGAGGGUCUGGAGAGCACCGGCUGCACUAUUGUGUUUCUCAUCCUGUAUUAUUUUGGCAUGGCCAGCUCCCUCUGGUGGGUUAUCCUGACCCUCACAUGGUUCCUGGCUGCAGGGAAGAAGUGGGGUCACGAGGCCAUUGAAGCCAACAGCAGCUACUUCCACCUGGCGGCGUGGGCCAUCCCCGCCGUCAAGACCAUCAUGAUCCUGGUUAUGAGGAAGGUGGCGGGGGACGAGCUGACGGGCGUGUGCUACGUGGGCAGCAUGGACGUCAAAGCCCUCACGGGAUUUGUGCUCAUUCCCCUCUCCUGCUACCUGAUUAUCGGCACUUCGUUCCUGCUGUCGGGCUUCGUGGCCCUCUUCCACAUCCGGAAGAUCAUGAAGACAGAGGGAGAGAACACAGACAAGCUGGAGAAGCUGAUGGUUCGCAUUGGAGUCUUCUCUGUGCUCUACACCGUCCCCGCCACCUGCGUCAUCGCCUGCUACUUCUAUGAGCGGCUCAACAUGGACUACUGGCGCAUCGUGGCAUGGGAGAAGAAGUGCGUGGACAGCAGCGGGCCGGAUUCAGACGAGUGCGUCAUGAAGACGUCCAUCCCGGCUGUUGAGAUCUUCAUGGUGAAGAUCUUCAUGCUGCUGGUGGUGGGCAUCACCAGCGGCAUGUGGAUCUGGACCUCAAAGACGCUGCAGUCUUGGCAGAACGUGUUCAGCAGAAAGCUGAAGAAGAGGACGAGGGGGAAGACUGCCAGUGUGUUCACCAGCAGCAGGCCUUACAUCAAACCUCACCCAUCCCUCAAAGGGCACAGUACUAAGUAUGAGCCUACACGGCCUCCUCCGACAUGCGUCUGAGCUGGCUCGCUUUGUAUAAACCCAAAAAAUACGUGUAAAGCUCUUACCUAAAUGAGACUUUGUAAUCAGAGUGCCAUCAAAAGAAUCAAGGUUUAUGUUUUAUUUAUGCAAACUCCAUUGAGGACCAUGAAAUGUGGGGGUUUUUUUGUAUCUUGAGCCAUCUCAUGCAACAAGAGCUGCCUUUGUUUGAGGAAAAAAAAUCUGCUACUCCUGGAUUCACUUAUCCUAUUGAGGAACUUGGUUGAGGGAAAAAAAAAAAAUGGUAUUGUUCCCCGAGACAAAAAGAGUGGAAUAAACCAUUUGGAUGUGCCAUGGGGUUACUUGAAUAAUGUGCAAUAGAUGUUUUCCUUACAGGCAGAAAAAGACACUUGUACAGUUAGUGACAGAUUACAGACAAUGAAAGGACCCCACAGACAAUGGAGGCGAAUGGUCAGAGAGAUGAGUGUUGUGUUUGGAGGCUUUUUAAUGGAAAUUGAGGCAGUGUCAUAUAUGUUUGAACUGGAGUGAGAGCAGCUGUUGAGAACUGCCCAUUAUGAGGCAAAUCCAUGCCAUAAAUUAAUCAAGCACUCAUCAUUGAAAAGUUAUUUGUACACACAGUUGAGUUUUCCAUUGUUUUGUCUUUUGCUGUUUUAUAGCACAAGGGAACGUUUGUAUAUAUUUCUAAAAAAAAAAAAACGUCAGAUUUUAUAGAAAAAAAAUUAAUAAAACGUUCUAGUUUUAAAUGUUUGUAAAGCUGCAAUCGUGUGCUGCGACUGUGUGUUCUUCCCUCCAUUCUCAUCCAGCCGCGCGAAGCUUGCACUUCUGCUUUUCCACCCUCGCGGUUUAUCUGCAGACAGUCAUGUUAAUACAUCAUAAAAAUCUAAAUCAUUAACCGUAAUUUGUGAAUAUGAUGGUGUGUUGGGGCUGGGUUGUAACAGUGUGUUUGGCUUUCAGAGUAACUUGUGACAAAAGAGACAUUUUACUAAAGCAAUAACUGACUGGUUUUAUGAGCAUUUCAGAACGGCUCAUAAAUGUGACACAGACUUCAUCUCUUCUCAUUGAAGAAAAAAAUGCACUUGCACAUAUAACAAAAAGAAUGUAGUCAAGCUUGACAUGUUGGUGCUUAAGUCAACAGAGACCAGAAGCAAUAUUAUCAGUAACUUAUCCUUUAAAUGUUCAUAACAACAUGACAAUGGGACUAUCUUUUUUCCCUUUUUACUAAAGGACGACUAAAAGCAAAUAAUAAAAAGAUAUCACGCUAAAAUAUUAAUCAACAGAUAGUACCAGUUAUUAAAUGUACUUAAGUAUCAAGAAUAAAAAAAAAAUGAAUUCUGUAUAUAGCUACAUGUAUCUAUAGCAUAUAAUGAGUACUAUGGGUUGACUAGUUAUCACCCUGGCCAAUUAUCUAAUGCCAUUUUCAGCAUUUUUACAAUUAUCGGAAUAUGUGUUUUUGUAUUCCAGUUGCCAAUGAAUUAACAUGAAGAUGUGCUGCUGUAGUUGUGAUGCAGCAUGUAAUCUGCAAAGUAACUAGUAACUUAAUGUAGCAAGUAAAAUAUAAAACCUUUGCCUCCAAAAUCCAACCAUUUUUGACAUCUUGGCGCAUCUUUAUCUCUUGUAUGUAAAUAUUUAUAAGGAAAUAAUGGGAAACUUGUGCCUAUACCUACGCAUGGAUGUAGUGCAGUGUUGUAAAAUAUUACACAAAAGUCAUA